Molecule: messenger RNA, 7315 nt
Organism: Octodon degus (degu)
Lineage: Eukaryota; Metazoa; Chordata; Mammalia; Rodentia; Octodontidae
Gene: Cramp1
Product: cramped chromatin regulator homolog 1
Exons: 21
Coding region: 279-4148 (1289 amino acids)
Biological process (GO): pattern specification process
Cellular component (GO): nucleus
Molecular function (GO): chromatin binding
Source: RefSeq, a predicted model, not a curated record
GCCGUCUCCGCGUCCCCAGCGGCCGCCGUAGCCGGAACUGUGUUGAGAGCGGCGGGCCGGGCCUCCAAGGAGGAGCGGCGACAGCACGGGCGUCCGCAGUCCCGCAAGCCGCGCGCCGGCCUGCGGAGCGGACGUGCCGGGUGAACGCCGCUCGGUGACCGCGUCUCACUAGCAAACAGCAGCUCUGCGCGUGCAGCCGGCACUGCCCGACCCGGCCGGUUCUGCCGGCGCCCUCGGAGGCCCGGGUACCCGGGGAGCCAGGCAGCCGCGAAGCGUGGAUGAAAAAGGUGACGGCAGGCUGGCUGGUGGACGCACGGAUGACAGUGAAGUUGGGGGACGCCGGCAGCGGGCAGGAAGGGCUCAAGAAGCUGGGCAAGAGAUCAGCCGAUGAAGAGUCCCUGGAAGGAGAGGGGGCUGGCGGCGCAGACGCUGCCGAGGACGGCAGCGGCACAAAGAGGGACGAACCGACCUCCCGGGCCGACGGCGCCCCCGCGCCCCCGGGAGGGCCACAGGCGCCAUCCCCACCGCAAGGCAGCCCCCAGGACCAACACCACUUUCUCCGGUCCAGUGUGCGGCCACAGAGCAAGAGGCCCAGAAAGGACGCGCCCUGUGUGGUGAGCAGCGCUGGCCCCAGCAGCUCUGGACCCAGAGUGAAAGGAACUGACGGUGGUGGGACAUCAUCUGGAAAUGUAUCUGGAGUUGCCCCUGCAGGGGGCUCACGCUCUUCCUCCCGGAACAUCGGGUCUUCGGGGACUGAGAAGGAAGAAGGCAAAAAGGUCCGGCGGCAAUGGGAGUCAUGGAGCACGGAGGACAAAAACACUUUCUUUGAGGGACUGUAUGAGCAUGGGAAAGACUUCGAAGCAAUUCAGAACAACAUUGCUCUGAAGUACAAGAAGAAGGGCAAGCCUGCAAGUAUGGUGAAGAACAAAGAGCAGGUCCGGCACUUCUACUACCGCACCUGGCACAAGAUCACCAAGUAUAUUGACUUUGACAAUGUGUUCUCACGAGGGCUGAAGAAGUCAUCCCAGGAGCUAUAUGGCCUCAUCUGCUAUGGUGAACUGCGCAAGAAGAUUGGGGGCUGUAUGGAUGACAAGAAUGCAACGAAAUUGAACGAGCUCAUUCAGGUUGGGGCUACCACAGUACGUUACAAAGGGAGAAACCUGCGGAUCAAAGCACCCAUGUGCCGGGCCCUGAAGAAGCUUUGUGAUCCCGAUGGCCUGAGUGAUGAAGAGGACCAGAAGCCAGUGCGCCUGCCCUUGAAAGUCCCUGUAGAGCUACAGCCACGAAACAACCAUGCCUGGGCCCGAGUGCAGAGCCUUGCCCAGAACCCACGCCUCAGGAUGAUUGUGGAGCUGCAUAGAAAGGUUUCCAGCCUCAUCGAAUUCUUGAAGCAGAAGUGGGCACUCCAUGAAGUGCGAAUUCGGAAGACCCUUGAAGAGGGGCAGCUGCAGGGCAUGAACCCUGCACAGAUACAAGAGAAGGUUACACUGCACCUAUUCCCAGGCGAAAACUGCACACUGACUCCACUGCCUGGUGUGGCUCGUGUCGUGCACUCCAAGGCCUUCUGCACAGUGCACUGGCAGGAGGGUGGCCGCUGCAAGCAGAGUGCCAAGGACACCCAUUCGCUGCCCCCAGCCCAAAUCCUGGGUAUCCAGAGUGGGCAAGGCACAGCUCGGGGCCAGGUGAAGUGCCCAAGGGGCAGCACUGAGAGCAAGGGUGGGGGACGGCCCCCUCCUACGAUUGAUACUUCACAGAGCUCUGGAGAGAGUUCCCCUGAGAGUGCCCCUGGGGAGGGGGCCAUCCCUAGUCUGAGCAGCCCAGAUGCUCCUGACAGGCCUCUCCCAGGACACCAGGACUCCCUGCUGCAUCUUGAGAAGACCUCUGCAGUGCUUCCUACAGAGGGUGGGGAUGGUCCUGCUCGGGAACCAGGAUCCCUCCCUUGUAUCUGCAGCCAGCUUCCAGACCUAGAGGACGAGCUGUCACUCCUUGAUCCCUUGCCCCGUUACCUGAAGUCCUGUCAGGACCUUAUCGUCCCUGAGCAGUGCCGUUGUGUGGAUGCUCAGCCCAGGGGUGAGCAGCCUCCUCUGGGCAGGGCUUCCUCCCCAGAGACUCUUGCCCCCAGUAGCAGGGAAGCUGCCAACCUUGCCAUCUCUGGCCUGGAUCCUCAUUUUGGCCCUGGCCCUGGACUCCUGCUGGAUGUUUGCACUAAAGAGCCAGCAGACACACCUACAGAGGAGCUUCCAGAGAAAGGGAGCCCCUCAGAGCCUCUGCUGCCUCAGGGACAGUCUACUUCCAGGCCGCCAAAGGAAGUUCCUGCCAGCCGAUUGGCCCAGCAGCUACGUGAGGAGGGCUGGAGCCUGCAGACCUCUGAAAGCCUUACGUUGGCCGAAGUCUACCUCAUGAUGGGCAAGCCAAGCAAGCUACAGCUGGAAUAUGACUGGCUGGCUGUGUUGGGUCCUGAUGGCCAGACCCCUGGCGGGCAAGGCCAGGCCACCCGCCCUGGCUCCCCACCCACCACUCUUCAUGAGCAGCGCUUGCUGAGCUGCCUCCUGAAGCUCAUCUCAACAGAAGUGAACCCCAAGCUGGCUCCAGAAACAAAUGCCUCUGGGAGGCCUGCUCAGGAGGAACAGUCAGCAACUCCCCCAGGGAAGGUGGUGACCAUCAGCUCCCGGAGCCCUCGCUGUCCUCGAAACCAAUCUGCCCUUCGCAGCAGCAAGACCUUCCCACCUAGCUCUACAUCUUGCACUCCAGGUUUGAGAAACCCCCCACGGCUCUUGGUGGCUGGUCCCUCCAGCACAGGAAACAGUGACUCAGAUGGUGGCCUCUUUGCUGUCCCUACAACUUUGCCUCCAAACAGCCGACAUGGAAAGCUCUUCUCACCCAGUAAAGAAGCUGAGCUGACUUUCCGGCAGCAUCUAAACUCAAUUAGUAUGCAGUCAGACUUCUUCUUGCCAAAGCCCAGGAAACUGCGGAACCGGCAUCUGCGGAAGCCAUUGGUGGUCCAGAGAACACUGCUCCCUAGACCAUCUGAAAACCAGUCCCACAAUGUGUGUUCCUUCUCCAUCCUGUCUAACUCUCCUAUAGCUGGGAGAGGCUCAUUCCGGCCCAUCCAGUCUUCUCUGACCAAAGCAGCCCUGUCUCGGCCGAUUGUGCCCAAGGUCCUUCCACCCCAAGCCACAAGUCACCUUGCCAGUGCAAUUGACCUAGCUGCUCAAAGUGCUGGCAUUAUCCCUGGAAGCCCCUUACCAGUCUUGGAGACAGAGGGUUUAUCUGGCAUCUCUCCACUGUCCUCAGAUGAGGUGACAGCUACUGUCUCAAGUCAAGACUCCACUGUACCCCAUGAGAAUGGAGACCCUGUCCCCACCAUGGGGGGUACAAACGACCCAUUCAUCAACAUCCCCCCAAGGCCGGAGCAGGAGCCAGUGGCAGACAGUUUCCAGGGUUCAUCUGUUCUCUCUUUGUCUGAGCUGCCCAAAACUCCUCUCCAGAAUGGUCUCUGCACACCUUUAUCCUCAUCAGAGGGCUCCAGCACCCGGCUCUCCCCACCUAAUGUUUCUGCACUGCUGGACAUCUCUCUGCCUGGCCCACCUGAAGAUGUGCUCUCACAGGGAGAGCCCGCAACACAGAUCAGCGACUCCAUCAUUGAGAUUGCAAUUAGUUCUGGCCAGUUUGGUGAAGGAGUCCCUCUUUCUCCAGCAAAACUGAAUGGCAGUGACAGUUCCAAGAGCCUUCCCUCCCCAUCUAGCAGUCCCCAGCCCAACUGGAUUGCCUCUCCUACCCACGAUCCCCAGUGGUAUCCCAGUGACUCCACGGACUCCUCACUUAGCAGUUUGUUUGCCAGCUUCAUCUCUCCAGAGAAGAGCCGAAAGAUGCUCCCAACUCCCAUUGGAUCUAACAGCGGCACUUCCUUGCUUGGUCCCAGCUUGUUGGAUGGAAACUCACGGGACUCUUUUGUGUCCAGGUCCUUAUCCGAUGUUGCAGAGGUGGUGGAUUCCCAGCUGGCAUGCAUGAUGAAUGAGAACAGCAUUGAUUAUAUAUCUCGGUUCAAUGAUCUGGCCCAAGAGUUGUCCAUCACUGAGCCUGGCCGCCGAGAGGCUCUGUUUGAUAGUGGUGGAGGUGGCCCUUCUGUUGGGGACCUGUCACAGUGACUGUGCCUUGUAGGGAGGGUACCCUGAAGGCUGUAGAGAAAGUUUAUUGUGCUGGUUGUCCUCACCUGUGGCAGAUGAAAUCUUCUACAUCUUAGAGGAAGAAGACAAGCCCAGAAUCCCCAGAAGACUAUUUCUGGACCCCAUGAUGUCCAGCAUCCAAGAACAGCCAUCCCAGAGCCCCAUCCCAGCAAGUAGGGACCAUAAUGAGCUACGCCAGGAUGAUCUCUGAGAAGGGCCAGUAUCAGGAACUGCCCCAUUCUUUGUCCUCCCAGGACUUGUCCUGGGGUCUGCUUGGCUAUCCUAGGUGAGAGAAGAGGUGUUCCCUUUCCUAGUUUUUGCAUCCUGGGAGUUGUAAUCCAAUGGAGAUUCUAUGCUGUUGCUUUCUGACAUUCUUUUGACCCACUUGGCCAUUCUGUUACAAUGUUGAGGGGGCCAGUGGAUAUUGGCCUGGGCUCCUGUGUAGCAGUUAUCCAUACCCUGAGAUUGCGAACAUUUCAAGAGGUGCCCUGAUCAUGGCCCAGAGAAGGGUCCCAGGGCAGUAUAAUCAAUGCCAUCUCCCCAGACUACUGCUUCUUGCUUAGUGUUUUUCCCACCAGAAGUUUUGUUCUGACUGAUACAACAGGAAGGGGAAAGGAAAUCAUGUCUUAUGCAGAUUGUAUGGAUGUUUUUCUAGGAUCCUACUAAGCUGGUUGAAAUGUUUUAUUUUGUUUUUAAGAAUUAGGAGAUAGAGGGGCCAGGGAGAUGGCUCAGUGGAAUAAGCGCUUCCCUGGCAAGCACAAGGGCCUGAGUUCAAUCCCCAGUUGGUUCCACCAAAAAAGAAUUAGGAGAUAUAGUCAAUGAAGAACAGAAUCCUCCAUUUUCCUUUCUGGGUCCCUUAUGCAGGUUCAUCCGAGGUGAACUGUUUUUCUUCCCACUGGGCUCAACCCAAAGCACUGAUAUGACUAACAGACAAAGCUUUUCUCAUCCUUUAGCCUUUUAUGAGUUACUGUUUAGCAUCUGAGACAGAUCUGUCUCUGUAGGGAAGGCUUUAUUUUCUUCAGAUCCUUCAUUUUGCUGAUGUUGGCAUCAGGUAUCCCUCACACAUUUAAUUAGUCCCUCUCAAUGCCUUUGCCUCCACAUCUGAAGGAGCUUAGUGAAGAUUUAGAUACUUAGGUAUAGUCAAAGUACAUCAACUCAUGGAUUCUGAUGACUCCCAUCUGAAACCCCAUGGUGGCCAGUUAUAACACAAGGUUAGUCCAGCGUCUAGUCUUUCCCUAAAAGGGCCCAGUGUGGGCUCCUUUUCCUCCUCAGUCUCAGGAGGUUUAAGUACACAAAUCACCAGUUGUAUCCCAUGCUAGUGGUUUGGACAGAUACUCAUGUGCCCUCUCAUUUGUUCACCCUCUAUCCAGCAGUCAGAGUUGUCAUUUCUAGCCCAUCUAAACCUGCCACCCCUUUGCUCCCCUCUUUUACUCUCUCCUCACUUUCAUAGUUCCCCUUAAAGCCAGAUGCCACCCCACUGCCUUCUGUCUCCAUCUCUAGUGAAGAAGGGAGUCAUUGUACAACAAGGGGGAAAGAUGAUUGAUAAUAGCCCUCUCCGUCCUAUUAUCUCACUGCAGGCAUCAGUAGAGGAAAUAGACCAACAGUUCUAGAAAGCAGGUUUCUUCUUUUGCCUCACAUAUUCCUCCUAGUGCUGUUCUCUUCCACAUCUUUUUUCUCUCCAUUUUUGCAGUACUAGUGAUUGAACUCUGAGGUAUUUUCCUAGCCAUUUCAUUUCAUAGACAGGGUCUGGCUAAGUUGCCCAGGAUGGGCUUGAACUUGUGAUCUUUCUUUCUCAGUCUCCCAGCGUGCUAAGAUUAUAGGUGUGUACCACCAUGCUCUACUGCUCUUCCAAAUCUUGAAAGUCUGUGCUACAGCUCCUUGACACUGUAGUCCCUAAGCUCUGAAAGUACAAAACAGAAACAUGACCCCACUUUAUUAGGAAAUAGCCAUGUUUUAACCUAUGGUGUCUUGUGUUUUAUGCCUAAUGUCAGCUCCCUGAAACUAUCACCACAUUGAGUUGAAGAUCACUGCAUCUGUGGUCUGCAAUAGGUUAGGAUGCCAGGCUGAGCUUCAGCCACUGCUAGCUUCCUUACAAUCUCAGUCUGGGACCAGGGAUACUGGCAUUGUGCCCAGUGGCCAUAUACAUUGUGCAGUUCCAAUCCCAAGCUGCUUCCUAUUAAGCACCCGUUAUCUUAUGACCUCUAAAAAGCAAAACUCCAGAGAUCAGAGUAGUAUAUAUAGGCUCUUUAUGUGGCAGGACCACAUAAAGACUGAGCUUGGGAGGUACCACCUAUAGUUGUUGUCACUUAGUGGCAGGCAGGCUAGGAAAGUAAGUAAACUCACCAUCUGUCCUGCUGUCAGUGAUGGAUUUCAGUGAUUUUUGCAAUUUCUCUAGCAGCCAGACUAGUGUUCUCAUUUGCUUGCUAUGUUAAGGGGAAAAUGCUGUCAGGUGUAGCAGAGAAAACAGGUUAUGUGAAUAUUUGUUUAUGAAAUAGGCUACUGUUAAAGGAUGAAAUUUUCAAAAGACCCAGUUGGAGAAGCUUUCCCAAUUAAAAUGCCAUUCCAGCAGAGUUGUGAUAAUAGUCCAGUGUGAACCACUGACGUCCUUUGUGCAUUAGAGCACAUGUAAUUGAGACAAGAUCGAUUUCUUAGAAAAAUCUUAACCCUAAUCUUGCUAAAGUUUCUGGAGCCUUUCUGCUGAUUUAUCUUUCUAAGGAUUGAGACCUAGCAUCUCUGGUGUCAAGAGAGGUUGGUGGUUAGCCUGUAUUGUGAAUACAGUGUGAUGAGCAUUCUAUCCUCAAGACUCCUUUGUCUUGGUCCUGUAGGGUAGAGUACCAGCCAGAGAGUGAGCAUCUUUUGGGGACAUUUCACCGAUCUGUCAAGCCUAGUUUUCCACACCUCCAAGAUCUUAAGUUUUGGACUCCUGUUCUUUUUCAUUCUGUGCAGUGGCCUCACUCCUGGAGGAAGUUCUUUUUAUCUUACUAGCAUCUAUAAUUAAGCUACACCAUCGAGUUCAAAUUUAUCCUGCAGGAGCUGGAAACAAGUGAGGAGGGAAGCAGUUAAAUCUUCAUAAACACUGAGGUCUGUAUUUGUGAGGUAAUACAGUACUUUCUCUUAAGGGGAUUAUUUUUUUUUUUUUAAUUUAAAAA